CAUAAUCUACCCACUUCCUCUGCAUCAAGUUCCCCUCCUGUGCUCAGCCUCAUCUCUGUAGGUCAGAGUUUCAUCCUGAGGACACAUCCAGACGGGAGCUUGGAUGGAGAUCCUGGCCGCUCUGGUUGCUCUGGUCUGGUACCAGGCUUCAGUGUGUGGAGGAGAGGGAUGCAGCGGUUUUAGACACCUGGACAACGGCCAGACGUUCUUCCGUUACGGUGGGUUGCUGGUGGUCUUCCGCUGUCAUCCUGGAUACAAGCUCCACGGAUAUAAAACCAACAGCUGUGUGUCUGGACACUGGUCCCGCGACCCGCCUGUCUGUGUUGGCUCUGGGUGCCCUCACCCGGGGCCCCUCAGCCACGGGAUGAGCAGCAUGAAUGAGGACGGCUCCUGGGCGGGGUUCAGCUGUGACAGUGGCUUUCGGUUACGCGGGCCCUCAAUGUUAUACUGUAAUGGCCGCACCUGGAAUGGCACGAAGCCAGCAUGUAAAGAGUCGGACAUGAUGAGCUCGUUUUCAGGUGUCACUGUGCCAAAGCUGAACACACACCACGGCCUCAGGACAUAUUAUGAUCGAGUGGACUUCAAAUUUGGCCUCCUGUCUCAAACGCCAACCCAAAAGUACAACAGCGAGUCCAGCAAUACAACUAACCCAAAAGCCCACAUACAGAAGCCUAUUCCCAGUUUGAAAGAUGAAGGCGACGGCCAAGCGGAUCAUCGUGUGGCUCGAGCUCAGACAGCAAGCGAAAGACCGGAAAAGGGAAACAUGGGACAUGAUUCAGAGGCAAACGCGUCACAAAAAAUGGAUGAAGCUACACAAACGUUUGCCCUUAAAUCCCAUCUAUCUACUACUGUCUCAUCUGCCAUGUUAUUAGAGUCAGGAACAAAACCAGCAACAUUUUCUUUCAUGCCACAUGCUCCUGUCAGGCCUACUGCAACUUCCCAGAAUGAUGUGACCCGCUCUGUAGUAGCAACAACUUCAGACAAACAUCAACAGGCUCAAACGUCUCCAUCACCUCCCUCUGUUUAUUCCAUUCCCACCAGUCCUUCCCCCAUUUCACGUCCCGCUGCCUCAGCUUCCUCAAGUCCGAAUGUCACCUUUCCUUUAAAUAGUCACGUUGUGGAUUCGAGAUCUCCCUGGACUGAACGCCACAACCUCACGACGAACUCCACACCUGGAACGCCUUUUCCUUCCACGAGCUUCAGCCACCGACCCGUGUGUCCGUACCCGCCCGUGCCCGCCCAUGGCACCUUCCACUUUCGUAACGUGGAGGAUCCAGGACCCGGAGAGUACAGACAUUACAUACAGUACGCCUGCUAUCCCAGAUAUACACUCGCUCAUGGAGACAUACACAGCUACUGCCAGCGGGGAGGCACCUGGAGCGGAACCACACCAGUUUGCCUCGAGUUGACGCCGUGUUCAGUUAACAAUGGAGGCUGCUCCCAGCUGUGCUAUCACUCCCCACACUACAACCAGAGCUCCAACCAGACCCAGACCGGAGCUCAGUGCCGUUGCCGACCUGGAUUCUCUUUAAUGGAUGACAGACGAACGUGUCGAGAUUUGGACGAGUGUGCGGAGGGGCUGCACCGGUGUCAGCAGAGAUGCACGAACACGUUUGGUUCCUUUAAGUGCAGCUGCGACAGCGGCUACCAACCGGCUCAAAACCAGACCUCUUGCGCAGAUGUGGAUGAGUGUCUGCUUCCUGCAGCUGUUAUGGGCUGCGUGUUCGGCUGUGUUAACACUCCCGGGAGCUUCCACUGCCAGUGUCCUGCUGGUUACAGACUCACGACUGCAGAUGGUCACUGCCGAGAUAUAGACGAGUGUGCGGCUCAACAGGGGCUUGGACCAUGUAUGGAGCAGUGCCACAACUCACCGGGGUCGUACAGAUGCUCCUGCACACACGGGCGCAUCUUAGCUCCAGACGGUCACAGCUGCGUUGCGGAGUGUCCGUCUGGAUACCGCAGGCAGCCAGCAGCAACACUGGAGAACUCAACUGCACAAACUCUGGAGGAGGAGUGUGUUGAUAUAAACGAGUGCCAGGAGGAAGUGUGUGAGUGGCAGUGCCUCAAUCUGCCCGGCUCUCACCACUGCAUCUGCCCCCGAGGAUACACUCUCCAAAGAGACGGACAGCGCUGUAAAGACAUUAAUGAGUGCGAUAGGAACAAUGGCUGGUGUUCCCAUUUGUGUUUGAACCAAAGAGGAGGGUAUAAAUGUGCCUGCCCAGCCUCCCAUCGCCUGUCCUCCAACAGCUGGAAGAAAUGUCUACCGAGGACAACAGCAAACUCUGCUGGCUGAGCCGCAAGACACCACAGUCAGCCCUGAAGUGGACGUCUUAUCGGACUCCAAACUGUCUCUGUAUUCCAUGUAAAGUGUGAAUGAAAUGCUUUAUCGUGCAUUGGUGGAUUAAACUAAUAUCUUGCGCCGUAUCUUAUUCUUGUCCGACUAAACAAUAAAUGCUUUGAGAAUUUUUGUGCCUUCUCAUCUCCUCCAUACAAAUAAUCGACCUAAUGCAGGAUUAUCACAGGCUGUUCUCUUUAAGAAGCUAAUUCUUGUAGCAGCCAGGACCAAGCCAAGCUUUUCUUGUUGCAUGUGAACUGUGUUACUGUCGCCCCUUAUGUCACUGACGUUGGUUAGAAAUCUCCA
Mugil cephalus (flathead mullet) is the source of this 2641-nucleotide messenger RNA. Its product is annotated as CUB and sushi domain-containing protein 1. The record is from RefSeq and is a predicted model, not a curated record. Bases 104 to 2293 code for a protein of 729 amino acids. Gene Ontology annotation, molecular function: calcium ion binding. The transcript is spliced from 10 exons. NCBI's taxonomy places the organism in Eukaryota, Metazoa, Chordata, Actinopteri, Mugiliformes, Mugilidae.